Alosa alosa (allis shad) is the source of this 708-nucleotide messenger RNA. RefSeq lists its product as uncharacterized. The coding region runs from base 127 to 651 and encodes 174 amino acids. The transcript is spliced from 7 exons. Lineage: Eukaryota; Metazoa; Chordata; Actinopteri; Clupeiformes; Clupeidae. The record is from RefSeq and is a predicted model, not a curated record. Gene Ontology annotation, cellular component: membrane.
AUCAGCACCACUGAACUCCGUCUGCUGAUCAUAACCUGCUGCUUCAGUUUGUUACAACACCUUGAUCACCAUCAUGGGUGGAUUCUGAGCAGCAUCUUGUCUAUUUGAAUUGAGGAAAGCUGCGGUAUGGCGGCAGCUAAGAUGUCCAUGGCGAUCACGGAGCAUGGCGGUGAGGAGCUGGUCCGCCACUACCAGGCCCAGGAGCUCAUCCCUCCACGCCGACCACUGCUGCACAACCUGCUGGACAAACAGCUCUCUGCAUGGGCAUCAGCCCAGGUGGUGAGUGGGGUCCUGAGUUUUGGACUGGGUCUGGUGUUUGCUACCACAGCUGAGUUCAACUCCUUUCUGAUCAUCCUCUUCAGAAUUCCCUUCCUGAACGGGGCACUGUUCUUCAUUGCAGGCCUGCUGUCUAACCUCCUCCACAGAGAGCCCAGACUGCUCCCGGUAUGUUUCCGUGCCAACCUGGCUUGUAUGGCCUGUGCUAUCGUUGGCACCGUGAUCAUGUGUGUAGACCUGGCUCUCAUGGAAAACACAACACAUAAAAAGACGGAGGUCCUGGUGCUGUGUGUGACGUUGGUCCAGAUGAUCUUGUCAGCUCUCCUCACCUUCUGGAUUCACAAGGAGCAGCUGCGUCUGAAACCUAGGGCUUAACACACACACACACACACACAUUCUCUCUCUCACACACACUGGCUUUCUCAUACAUAC